Lathyrus sativus (Indian pea) is the source of this 996-nucleotide messenger RNA. The record is from the annotation of a GenBank genome assembly. NCBI's taxonomy places the organism in Eukaryota, Viridiplantae, Streptophyta, Magnoliopsida, Fabales, Fabaceae.
AUGGAGGAAAAUCUACCUCCUGGUUUUAGGUUUCAUCCAACAGAUGAAGAACUCAUUACUCAUUAUCUUACAAUGAAAAUUUCUGAUACUUCCUUUACAUCAAAAGCUGUUGCAGUUGUUGAUCUCAAUAAGUCUGAACCUUGGGAUCUCCCAGGCAAAGCUUCAAUGGGAGAGAAAGAAUGGUAUUUUUUUAGCAUGAGAGAUAGAAAAUAUCCAACUGGUCUUCGAACCAAUCGAGCCACUGAAUCAGGUUACUGGAAAACAACAGGAAAAGAUAGAGAAAUAUUUCGUGGUGGAGUUUUGGUAGGAAUGAAGAAAACCCUAGUUUUCUAUAAGGGUAGAGCUCCAAGGGGUGAGAAAAGUAAUUGGGUUAUGCAUGAAUAUAGACUUGAAAACAAACACCAUUUUCGAACUUCAAAGGAUGAAUGGGUGGUUUGUAGGGUUUUCCAAAAGAGCAUAGCAACAAAGAAGCCACAACAAACAACAUCUUCUCAACCAGAAUCUCCAUGUGACACAACCUCAAUGGUGAAUGAAUUUGGUGAUGUGGAGUUUCCAAAUCUAAAUAAUAUUGCAAACUCAUCAUUAUCAAGUGGAUUAAUCCCUAACAUGAUUUCAGGACAACAACAAAAUUUCAACAUCAAUGAUCAUCUCACUAAUAAUGUUAACACAAAUAUGAACUUGACAAUGAAUUGGCCUUCUUCAAGUGAAGUUCCAUCUCUACCAUGGCCUUCUAACUUGUUGAAUCCAAAUAAUAUUUCUGUAAAUUCAUUGCUUCUUAAAGCAUUACAGCUUAGGAAUUAUCAACAACAAAGAGAAGUUGCAGCUACAAAUCAUUUUGUACCAUACAUGCCUCAACAAGGAGUAGUAUAUCAUCAACUUGGAACUGAUCACCAAAGUAAUAACUCAAAUGAUCCAAGUGCUUCUUCUUCAAAAGUUUUAGAAUGUAUGCCACAACAUCAACAGAAGCAACCAUUCAAUUUGGACUCCAUUUGGUGA